AUGGACGCGGAGAUGGAAAUCCCGAAGCUGCUCCCGGCUCGCGGGUCGCGACAGGGCGGCGGCGCUGGCAGCCCCGGGGGCGGCGGCCGGAUCCACGGAGGUCCUGACCCGCGGGCCGGCCAGGCCCCCGCGCGCCGCCUCCUGCUGCUCCGGGGCCCCCAAGAUGGCGGGCCCGGGCGGCAGCGUGAGGAGGACCGCGCGGCCUCCCCGGGCCCGGGCCCUAGCCCGUUGGUGCCGAGGCCCGAUCACGCUGGCGGCGGCGGCGGCGGCGGCGGCGGCGGCGGCGGCGGCGGCGGCGGCGGCGGCGGCGGCGAUGACUUCUUCCUGGUGCUGCUGGACCCGGUGGGUGGAGACGUAGAUUCCACGGGCGCCGGCCAGGCCGCAGGGCCCCUAUGGAGGGAGGAGGCCGGGCUGGGCCCACGGUUCCAGGGGCACGAAAGCGGCGCGAACCCCGAGGGCCGCCCUUCGCUGGGCCCCAGCUGCCUGUCCGCUAUCCGCGCCCCAGUCCCGGCCCUGGCCCCGAUCCCCGCCCCAGGCAUGGGCCCCGCCGCGGCCUUCGCGGGCACCGUCACCAUUCACAACCAAAACCUGCUGUUGCGCUUCGAGAACGGCGUCCUCACCCUGGCCACGCCCCCGCCGCCAGCCUGGGCGCCUGGGGUCGCCCCUGCCCCGCAGCCCGGGGGUCUGAUUGCCCCGCAAGCGGGGAUCCCACACGCCGCGCAGCCUGGCGACUGUCCCGAGCUGCCGCCCGACCUCCUGCUGGCCGAGCGGGCCGAACCCGCGCCCGCCCCAGCGCCCGAGGAGGAGGCGGAGGGCCCGGUUGCUGCUGAGAGCCCCCGCGGGCCGCUAGGCCCGGGCCAGGGCAUGGUGCUGUACCUGUGUCCUGAGACGCAGUGCGGACAAACCUUUGCCAAGAAGCACCAGCUGAAGGUGCACCUGCUGACGCACAGCAGCAGCCAGGGCCAGCGGCCCUUCAAGUGCCCCCUGGGCGGUUGCGGCUGGACCUUCACUACCUCGUACAAGCUCAAGAGGCACCUGCAGUCACACGACAAACUGAGGCCCUUUGGCUGCCCGGCAGAGGGCUGUGGCAAGAGCUUCACCACGGUGUAUAACCUCAAAGCGCACAUGAAGGGCCAUGAGCAGGAGAACUCAUUCAAAUGCGAGGUGUGUGAGGAGACCUUCCCCACGCAGGCCAAACUCAGCGCCCACCAGCGCAGCCACUUCGAGCCUGAGAGACCCUACCAGUGCGCGUUUUCGGGCUGCAAGAAGACAUUUAUCACAGUGAGUGCCCUGUUUUCCCAUAACCGCGCCCACUUCAGGGAACAGGAACUCUUUUCCUGCUCCUUUCCUGGCUGCAGCAAACAGUACGACAAGGCUUGUAGGUUGAAAAUUCACCUUCGGAGCCACACUGGUGAGAGACCGUUCCUUUGUGACUUCGAGGGCUGUGGCUGGAACUUCACCAGCAUGUCCAAACUCCUAAGACACAAAAGGAAGCACGACGAUGACCGGAGGUUCAUGUGUCCUGUAGAAGGCUGUGGGAAAUCUUUCACGAGGGCCGAACAUCUGAAAGGCCACAGCAUAACCCACCUGGGCACAAAGCCUUUUGUGUGCCCCGUGGAAGGCUGCUGCGCCAGGUUCUCUGCUCGCAGUAGUCUCUACAUUCACUCCAAGAAACACUUGCAGGAUGUGGACACUUGGAAAAUCCGAUGCCCAGUCUCCACUUGUAAUAAACUCUUCACAUCCAAGCACAGCAUGAAGACCCACAUGGCCAAAAGGCACAACCUGCGCCAGGAUCUCUUAGCUCAGCUAGGAGCUGCAAAUUUUCUUACGCCCAGCAGUGAACUUACCAGCCAGGGGCAGAAUGACCUCAGUGAUGCAGAGCUUGUGUCUCUCUUCUCUGAUGUGCCCGGUAAUAGUUCUGCUGCAGUAUUGGACACCGCAUUGGUGAACUCUGGGAUCUUGACUAUUGAUGUGGCUUCUGUGAACUCAACUCUGGCAGGGAAGCUCCCUGCUAAUAAUAAUAAUAAUUCCUUAGGGCAGGCGGUGGACCCUCAGGCCUUGAUGGCCACCAGUGACCUUCCUCAAAGUCUGGAUACCUCACUCUUCUUUGGAACGACAGCCGCUGGUUUUCAGCAGAGUCCCUUAGAUACAGAUGACGUCUCAAGUCUAAGUGCGGGGCCGUUGGGAUCUCUGAGCUCUUUGGCUAUGAAAACCUCGAAUCAAGAGCCCCAAGCUUUGACCCCCAGCAGUAAGCUAACAGUAGACACAGAUGCUCUGACUCCUUCGAGCACCCUUUGUGAAAACAGUGUCUCAGAACUACUGCCGCCAACCAAAACGGAAUGGAACGUACGCCCUGACUCUGACUUCUUUGGACAGGAGGAAGAAACCCAGUUUGCAUUCUCCAAUCCAGCAGGAAACCAUGGGUCUCAGAAAGAAACAGAUCUUAUCACAGUGACUGGCAGCUCAUUUUUGGUAUGAACUACACUCUAUUCAUUCCUUGCCACAUGGCUUAUUUUACUGAUGACACUCAACUUUAAGAGUAUUCUGGACUAAAUGUUUAAAUGCAGUCAUUUCUUACAGGUUUGAAAAAGAACAGAGCCCUGGGCUACAAGUUUGGAGAUUUAAAUUCUGAUCUUGAGUCUGGAACUGACAGGUUGUGUGACCCUGAGCAAGUCACUUAUCCUAUCUGAGCCUUAAUUUCCUUAUUUAUAAAAUGUGGUGGUUUGAAUAGAUUGUUUCUAAGGUCUUUUCACCUCUAUAAUUCCUUGAUAAUAUGCUUCUUUCCUUGAAAAAAAUUAGGACAUUUUUCAGUGA
Messenger RNA from Eubalaena glacialis (North Atlantic right whale), 2814 nucleotides. Its product is annotated as zinc finger X-linked protein ZXDB-like. Bases 1 to 2478 code for a protein of 825 amino acids. Gene Ontology annotation, biological process: regulation of transcription by RNA polymerase II. The record is from RefSeq and is a predicted model, not a curated record. The transcript has a single exon. Lineage: Eukaryota; Metazoa; Chordata; Mammalia; Artiodactyla; Balaenidae. Gene Ontology annotation, cellular component: nucleus. Gene Ontology annotation, molecular function: transcription coregulator activity.